GCGCGGGCAACCGUAGACCAAGCGGACCCGAGCGGGCGGCCAGGCGCUCGCUCGCUCCGUGCGACCACCGCCGCCGCCGCUCCAGAGCGCAGGACCAGGCACCUCCAGCUCUCUCGGCACCGCCGCAGCCACUGAUGCGACCCGGGCACUUUUAGCUGGGCGGGAGUGCCAGAGAGCCGGGCCGCUGAGAUCAGUGAGCUAGCCGCGCUGAAAGCCGCGCGGACCAGCGAGCAGGGACUCACGCACGCACGCUGCCGCCGCCUGGCCGCUAUGGAUCUAUUCGACUUUUUCAGGGACUGGGACUUAGAGCAGCAGUGUCACUAUGAACAAGACCGUAGUGUACUUAAAAAAAGGGAAUGGGAGAGGAGGAAUCAAGAAGUCCAGCAAGAAGAUGAUCUCUUUUCUUCAGGCUUUGAUCUUUUUGGGGAGCCCUACAAGACAAACAAAGGUGAUCUACUUGCCAACCGAGUCCAGAACACGCUUGGAAACUAUGAUGAAAUGAAGGAUUUGCUAACUAACCAUUCUAAUGAGAAUCAUCUAGUGGGAAUCCCAAAGAAUUCUGUGUCCCAGACUCCCAUCAACAAAAAUGAACCAAGCUUUUUUCCAGAACAAAAGAACCGAAUGAUCCCAGCUCAUGAGGAUAAUACCCAUCCCUCUGCAGCAAUGCCUCCACCUUCUGUCGUGAUACUGAAUUCAACUUUAAUACGCAGCAACAGAAAAUCGAAACCUGAGUGGCCACGAGAUAGUCAUAAUUCUAGCAAUGUGCCAGCAAGCCAGGCCAGUAGUCAGCCAAACAAGAUGCACACUUUGACACAGGACCAACCUCAAGCCAGACUGGAAGACUUCUUUGUCUACCCAGCUGAACAGCCCCAAAUCAGAGCAGUUGAAGAGUCAAAGCCAUCCAUGAAGGAAGACAGUAGCCUCAAGUCCAGUGGAGAAAAUGCUUUCAAAGAAAUCUUUCAGUCCAACUCACCAGAAGAAUCUGAAUUUACAGUGCAAGCACCUGGGUCUCCCCUAGUUGCCUCCUCUUUAUUAGCUCCCAGCAGUGGCCUUUCAGUUCAAAGCUUCCCACCAGGGCUCUACUGCAAGACAAGCAUGGGGCAGCAAAAGCCAACUGCAUAUGUAAGACCUAUGGAUGGCCAGGACCAGACACCUGACAUCUCUCCAGCACUAAAACCUUCCAUCGAAUUCGAGAACAGCUUUGGGAAUCUGUCAUUUGGAUCACUCUUGGAUGGGAAAUCCAGUGUAGCCAGUUCAAAGACUAAACUGCCCAAGUUCACAAUCCUCCAAACAAGUGAAGUGAGCCUUCCAAGUGACCCAAGCUGUGUUGAGGAAAUCUUGCGGGAGAUGACCCAUUCCUGGCCUACUCCUCUCACUGCCAUGCAUACUCCUGGAAACUUUGAGCAGAACACAUUUUCCAUCCCAGGACAGGAAUCACAACAUCUGACUCCAGGAUUCACCUUACAAAAGUGGAAUGAUCCAACCAGCAGAGCUUCUACAAAGAUGCUUGAGGAUGACUUGAAGCUGAGCAGUGAUGAGGAUGACCUUGAGCCUGUGAAGACCUUGACCACUCAGUGUACUGCCACUGAGCUCUACCAGGCUGUUGAAAAGGCAAAACCUAGGAAUAAUCCUGUGAACCCACUGUUGGCCACACCCCGGCCCCCACCUGCAGGGCAAGCCAGUGGGGGAUCUGGCAGCUCCAGCGAGUCAGAGAGCAGCUCAGAGUCGGACUCAGACACUGAAAGCAGCACCACUGACAGCGAAUCCAAUGGGGCACCUCGUGUGGCCACUCCAGAGCCUGAGCCCCCCUCAACCAACAAGUGGCAGCUGGAUAAAUGGCUUAACAAAGUGACAUCUCAGAACAAGUCAUUUAUUUGUGGCCAAAAUGAAACACCCAUGGAGACAAUUUCUCUCCCUCCUCCUAUCAUCCAACCAAUGGAAGUCCAGAUCAAAGUGAAGACAAACCCCAGCCAGAUCCUGGCCGAACCCAAAGAAAGGCCUCUCCUCAGUCUCGUUAGGGAAAAGGCCCGGCCUCGGCCCACCCAGAAAACUCCAGAAACAAAGGCUUUGAGGCAUAAGUUUUCAGCAACUAUUGAUACAGCUUCUCAAAGGACAAUCGGGAAAAAACAGCCCAAAAAGGUUGAAAAGAACACCAGCAUUGAUGAGUUUACCUGGCCCAAACCAAAUAUUACCAGCAGCACUCCCAAAGAAACAGAAAGUGUGGAGCUUCCUGACCCACCAAGAGGCCGCAACAAAUCCACUGCCCACAAACCAGUUCCUAGGAAAGAACCAAGGCCUAACAUCCCCUUGGCUGCCGAGAAGAAGAAAUACAGAGGACCUGGCAAGGUUGUGCCAAAGUCCCGGGAAUUCAUUGAAACAGAUUCAUCUACAUCUGACUCCAACACAGAUCAAGAAGAGACCCUGCAGAUCAAAGUUCUGCCUCCUUGCAUUGUUCCUGGAAGUAAUACUGCCAAAUCCAAAGAAACCUGUGGUACCAGCCUGACCCUCAGCACCUUAAUCAGCAGCAACGGCAACAACAACUUAUCCAUCAAUAACGAGGAGCCAACUUUUUCACCCAUUCCUGUCAUGCAAACUGAGCUUCUGUCCCCUCUACGAGAUCAUGAGAAUCUUAAAAACCUGUGGGUGAAGAUCAACCUUGACUUACUCUCUAGAGUACCUGGCCACAACUCACUCCAAGCAGCACCUGCCAAGCCAGACCACAAGGAGACUGCCACAAAACCCAAGCGUCAGACUGCUACUGCAGUGGUGGAAAAACCGGCCGCUAAGGGCAAACGUAAGCACAAGCCAACAGACAUUGCAGAGAAGAUCCCUGAGAAGAAGCAGCGGCUGGAGGAGGCCACCACUAUCUGCUUGCUCCCUCCAUGCAUUUCACCAGCCCCACCCCACAAGCCUCCCAACACUAGAGAAAAUAAUUUAUCCAGGAGAGCAAAUAGAAGAAAGGAAGAAAAGCUCUUCCCUCCUCCACUUUCCCCACUGCCAGAGGACCCUCCACGCCGUAGAAAUGUCAAUGGCAAUAAUGGUCCCUUCAGUCAAGACAAAAACGUCUCCAUGACUGGACAGAUCACCUCUACCAAACCUAAGAGAAGUGAAGGCAAAUUCUGUGCUACUUUCAAAGGGAUAUCUGUAAAUGAGGCAGACACUCCAAAAAAGGCACCCUCUGCCACCGUCACCAUCACCAACACUGCUAUUGCCACUGUCACUGCUACUGCCAUUGUCACAGCUACUGUCACAGCUACCGCCACUGCCACGGCCACCACCACAACCACUACCACUACCAUUUCCACCAUCACCUCUACCAUCACUACUGGCCUCAUGGAUAGCAGUCACCUGGAGAUGACGUCCUGGGCAGCUCUGCCCCUUCUGUCCAGCAGCAGCCCUAAUGUUCGGAGACCCAAGCUCACUUUUGAUGACUCGGUUCACAAUGCUGAUUAUUACAUGCAAGAGGCUAAGAAGCUGAAGCACAAAGCCGAUGCACUGUUCGAGAAAUUUGGCAAAGCUGUGAAUUAUGCCGAUGCGGCCCUCUCCUUCACCGAAUGUGGCAAUGCCAUGGAACGUGACCCUCUGGAAGCAAAGUCCCCAUACACCAUGUACUCUGAGACUGUGGAGCUCCUCAGGUAUGCAAUGAGGCUGAAGAACUUUGCAAGCCCAUUGGCUUCGGAUGGGGACAAAAAGCUAGCAGUAUUAUGCUACCGAUGUUUAUCGCUUCUCUACCUGAGGAUGUUUAAACUGAAGAAGGACCAUGCUAUGAAGUACUCCAGAUCACUGAUGGAAUAUUUUAAGCAAAAUGCUUCAAAAGUCGCUCAGAUACCAUCUCCAUGGGUAGGCAAUGGAAAGAACACUCCAUCCCCAGUGUCUCUCAACAAUGUCUCUCCCAUCAACACAAUGGGAAACUGCAAUAAUGGCCCAGUCACCAUCCCCCAGCGCAUUCACCACAUGGCCGCUAGCCAUGUCAACAUCACUAGCAACGUGUUACGGGGCUACGAACACUGGGACAUGGCCGACAAACUGACACGAGAGAACAAAGAAUUCUUUGGCGAUCUGGACACGCUGAUGGGGCCUCUGACCCAGCACAGCAGCAUGACCAAUCUUGUCCGCUACGUUCGCCAGGGACUGUGUUGGCUGCGUAUCGACGCCCAUUUGUUAUAGUGGGUGCUCUCCCAUUUCCAGUGUCACCACCCAUCCCUGUACCUCUGCCAGCGCACCGACAGUCACUGGUGGAACUUCACGCAUUGGGGAAAGUUCUCUUUGGUUAUGUUUCUUUUAUGCUUCUUUUGAUCUCUGUGAAAAACAGAAGUCAUUGUAAGUGGACAGUACAACUUGAGAGCAGUGUAUGUUUUAUUGCUUAGUCAUUUUGAGCAUUUGAUAUACAUUUCUCAGAUCCCACCAUCUUUUUGUGCUUUAUAGAAUGACAGUUCCUACAAAAUUAUUUUACAUCCACACUACCCAACACAAAGAAUGGGAAUCACUUGUGAAGAUGACAGGUUCCUGAGAACAUAGGCACAAGGGACCUGCCGAGAUUUGCACCACUAACCAUCCUCCUAUUAUGUCUACAAGAGAAUGUUUCAGAAUCCAUUGUUAAUCUUUUGUGGUUCCCACAGAGUCAAUCUUCAGGUGAGGACUUUCAUUGCCAAAACCCACUGGUUAGAUGUUGUAGCAACAUCAUAAAAUCAAGAGUUUCAAGAACAUAAAUGAGCAUAGCAAUGCCACGCUUAAAAUGAUGCUAUGCCACACAAACAGAGGACUUUCUUUUUAGCAUCCCUUUUAUGAUUCCCUGUUUUUUUUUAAAAAAAAUUAAUGAUGAGAAGGAGGGGCAACAUUUAUUUUGACAACUUAAGAAGCAUCAGCUGUCAUAAAUAAAUGAACUCCAUGAUUUGAAACAUAAAUCCUCACCUGGGCUUCUCUUUGUGCAAAGCUCUCCUUCUGAGGAGCAGUUUGGUAGAUGUACACCUUAGUAGCCAAAAUGCUACACUCCAGUUUUAGAGUUGGGAGAUAAGAGAGGUCUGGAAAAUGUCCAAGAAGGAAUUCACACUUCCGCCUCCUUUGCAGUUGGUAGGUGGUUCCAUCAUUGGAAGGAUUUUUUUAACUGUGUUUUGCUCAAAUCUAUGGAAACAAAAGUCAAGUUAUCACUACCUAGAAGUAAUAAUAUACAGUUUUCUUCUUAGUGAGUUUAAAACCUGAACUUCCCCAAUUAUUAUCCACAUUUUCUGUAUUACAAGAUUUCUUUCGUUUUUCUACUUUCUUUUGUCUUUUAUCUAUCUUUCCUUUCAUUUUCCUUUUUUUAUUUUUUUCAUUUUUGGCUCAUUAGCUUUUGACUGAAAUAUGAGCACUGAGUUUUAUUAAAGUCUAUAUUAACAUGAAUCAUUUCCAUGAAAAUCCCAAAGAAAACUCCAAGCUCCCUAAGUAGUAGCUAGCUUUAAAAAAAAAAAAAAAAAAAAAGCAAUGAGUCCUGGAGUAGUCUUUAUCCUGAGGUGCUUCGAAAGAGCCCUGAAGAUUGAACAGUUCAUCUAAUUUGGAAACAUUUCUUCAUUGGUUGUGACUACUCCCCUUUUUAUGAUCCUUUACAUUCAUUUUAUGUCCCUAAAUAUCACAAUGUAAAUAUCAUCUUUGAUGUUCCAGCUCAUCAGAAGAGUUUCCCACUUGUAGUAAACACUAUCCAUGUAUUAGUUACUUGUAAUUACCUGCCAGUAUAUAAUACUGGUAUAAUCCACAUAGCCUUUAAUCUGCUGAGUUAUUGAAUUCUGUUCACUGAGUUAUGACCAGAUAUAGAUAUGCACAUGAAAGAUGCAAACUUGUAUGAUUUUAAAGCAAGUCAUACAGGUUUGUGAUAGGAACAGCAGGUGAUCAUUCUACACUCUCAUUGGCAAGGUUAGAUAUAUCCCCAGUUGCAAAAGAGCCAGACUUGAGCUAUACUCUGGUCAUCUUUGAGUUUAAGGCCCUUUGUUGUAUAAUAAGGUUGUGGAAGUUGUACUCCAAUGGCUGAAGCCAUGUUGUUAAUAUGACUGAUGGGAGCAUCUCAGCAGCUGAACCCAGCACUUUUUAUGCUCCCACUGUGGUUGAGCUUUACAUUUGCAGUCUCAACAACACUUAUGCAUGCAUGCACAUGCACACACACACACACAAAUGAAACCUGAAUCUUUUCUGAGCUUCUUAAAGGAGGAAAGUGAUAAUAUGAAAGACUCUGAACACCCAAGGUGGGUAUCACAUAUAAAAUUAAGCUGAUGAUUUUGCAGUGACUCGGGUUCUCUGUUUUCCAUGGCUUACCAGGUAGAGUACCUGGCUAUUACUAUAUAAUGAAGCCCACUGGCUUUACUUGUAAGUUCAACCUAGACUAUGAUCCUAGACCAUCAUGGAUUUAGGAGUAAUUUCUUCUUGAAAUUCAAUCUCUGGAAACUAGACAUUAGAAUGCUAGGGACAGUUUCCCAGAGAAACAAGCAUAUUGCCUCAUGGAUGAAAGACUUGCAGCUCUAGUUUCAGCAACUUGUUAUAUCUACUUAUUAUACAACAGGGAGGCAAGAGGAUUCUCUGUCAUCUCUAGUGGCUUAAAUGUAAGCAUGUGCCGAGUCAGCAGCAUAGUUAUCAAAUAUGACAGUUACAUUCUGGAUCACCACAUGAUUAUUUAGAAGACACAUUUUUAAAGCAGUUUAGAAACCAAUUAAACAUAGAGGAUGAAUUACCUUCCUAUCCCUGGAGAUGAGACAUCUUUCGGUUUCAUGAUUAAGAAUUGUUGCUGUUUUCUAGGCACUGUAUUUAUUCAUCACAUUGUAAAUGGUGAUGUGUGUGGCAGGUGUGCAGCUAUUUGGGGUAUUGAGGGAUUGAGAUAUUUUUUCAAGUGAAUCUCUUCAGUAUAUCAAUUUAUGGGAAGGACAUACCAAUUUAUGGGAAGACAUGUGGAUGGCAGUGAGAGAUUGUGCCUCUAGACCUUGAUGGAGACUUGGUGUGAGACAUGGCUAUUAAUAA
Molecule: messenger RNA, 6978 nt
Organism: Microcebus murinus (gray mouse lemur)
Lineage: Eukaryota; Metazoa; Chordata; Mammalia; Primates; Cheirogaleidae
Gene: AFF2
Product: ALF transcription elongation factor 2
Biological process (GO): regulation of RNA splicing
Cellular component (GO): nucleus; nuclear speck
Molecular function (GO): G-quadruplex RNA binding
Source: RefSeq, a predicted model, not a curated record